Harmonia axyridis is the source of this 2925-nucleotide messenger RNA. Its product is annotated as zinc finger protein 391-like. The record is from RefSeq and is a predicted model, not a curated record. Bases 201 to 1757 code for a protein of 518 amino acids. Gene Ontology annotation, biological process: regulation of transcription by RNA polymerase II. NCBI's taxonomy places the organism in Eukaryota, Metazoa, Arthropoda, Insecta, Coleoptera, Coccinellidae. Gene Ontology annotation, molecular function: RNA polymerase II cis-regulatory region sequence-specific DNA binding; DNA-binding transcription factor activity. The transcript is spliced from 5 exons.
AGCUUAUCACCCAGAGCUUCGAGCCGAGGGUCCUUAGUAGAUUUUCGGACGAUUGUUUGGUCGUACGCGCCCGCAGGAUGUCUUCUCGCUUGUCAGCGUCGCGACGCUCUGAACUGUGAAGAGGAGAAUAUCGGGAUUUGUGAUUUUUUUCUGUGACGGUAUUAAGGUUUUAGUUUUUUGCGAAUUUUUUGGACGUUGAUAUGGCCCUCGAGUUAGGUUCGCACGGUGUUAUGCCCCUGGACUUCAGCAGCGGCGCCAGGGAGGGUAUUUCGGGGUCGCAACCUGGCAGUCCGCCGGGAAGUAGCGCCUUCACCAUAGUCACCCCAAAAGUUGUUACCGACCACAAUGACUCAUCUCCCUUACAUUUCCCAUCAGCACAAUAUUGUAGGAUGUUAUGGGGUUCUCACCUUUUACCUGCUGGUCCAAGAUACCUCUCCAGUAUAGCACAGCCAGGUUCAGACAGUCCGGAAGAUAAGUCAGGCAUAAUAAAGUUCGGGAUCAACCGCCUUGUCUCCAAAUCUGACGACGAAGAAGACGAACAGACCAACAACAACAACUCCAAAUGUUACCAAAGAGACACCAGCUGUUACAGCGGGGACGAGAUGGUCUCCACCAAGUCCAGUCAAAUUCACAAAUGGGACGCGAUGUCUCCUAGACCUUCUCCCACCACCUCUCCCGAGUUGGAGGUCGACUCCCCCGUCAACUCCAGGACAAACUCCCCAUCCCCUAGACCUCCUUCAGUGACGGAGAUCCAAAAGACAGAUGUCACCACCAAGAAGUGCGAAGCGUUUUCAGUAAGCGCGUUGUUAAGGCCUGACAACCCCAAGGAGAAGGCAGAUAGGGUUGGUUAUCAAGAGACGGUCUCAGUCACCAGGUCGUAUUUGUACCCCCAGUUUGCUGAUCUGUUGAAAGACGCUCAGCUGAAGAGUGGGCAAGAGUAUGGCUCGCAGUUUUUACCUAGGAACUUCAUACAUCCAAGCUUAUUACCGUCGAGUCUUUACGCCCAAAAGGACGGUGAAGACCGACCCUUCAUACCAACACCUACAUCGCUCUACUUCAGCGCCAUGGCGGCAGCAAUGGCAAACGGGCAGACUCAGCACGGUCAAUACCCUCAGCAGCAUUCUACAACAGAGAAUCUAUACAGGUUGAGGCACCACUUCAUGUCUAACCCUUCGAUGCAUCCACACCACCACCAUCUGUUGAUGAGGCCAGGUAUGAUGCCUAUUGGAGACGUCUAUUCUUGUAUAAAGUGCGAGAAGAUGUUUUCGACUCCUCAUGGACUAGAGGUCCAUGCUAGGAGGUCGCAUAAUGGAAAGAGACCUUUCGCUUGUGAGCUCUGUAAUAAGACUUUUGGACACGAGAUCAGUUUGAGCCAACAUAGGGCUGUGCAUAAUGUUGAGAAGGUGUUUGAGUGUAAACAGUGUGGUAAAUCUUUCAAGAGGUCGUCGACGCUGUCCACUCAUCUGCUGAUACAUUCUGACACAAGGCCCUAUCCUUGUCAGUAUUGUGGUAAAAGGUUCCAUCAGAAGUCCGAUAUGAAAAAACACACGUAUAUACAUACAGGAGAAAAGCCUCACAAAUGCACAGUAUGUGGUAAAGCCUUCAGUCAAUCCUCAAACCUCAUCACCCACUCUAGGAAACACACAGGCUUCAAACCCUUUGCCUGCGACCUCUGUGGCCGGGCCUUCCAACGCAAGGUGGACCUCAGGAGACACAAGGAGACUCAGCACACCGAACUACGUCCCAUGACCUCAUAGUGCCAGGGGGCCGGAAGUUCCAGCACACUUCCGGCCAGCUCGACCACCUCCCCCAAGAGUGACGAGGAUGGUGGGGAGGUAUUACCUCUUCUGUUCAAGCCCCAGGUGAGCCAGAACCUGGCGCAGAACCUGAUGAGGCUAAACGCCGAAGCUGCUACGUCUACCAUGCGUCCCUCAUACGGGUGUUGGACAAACUGAACCAAAGACUCCUCAAGAAGUCGAAUCUGUGAUUUUAGACAUCAUAUUCGAGAUAUGGUGUUCUGUAAGUAAUAAGUGUGAGUUGGGAUGGAAGUUCUAACUGUUAGAAUGCGUGGAAGGAAGUAUAGUGUACCUGUGAUUUAUUUUUAGUGUUCAUCCGAUAUUUUUUAUAUUACUUUAUGGGCUGAUUAGACUGAACUGAAAGCUAAUAGACACUAAGAGCUUAAUCUGGAGCAACCAGUGGUCAUGGAAACAAUUCCAAAUGGUGCCCAUAAAGACCUAUGAAGGUUUCUUUGUUGUACUUGUAAAUAUUUGUUAUCACUUAUAACAAUCUGCUUAGAUGAUGACCAAGAUUGAAAUGAUCUGUACGGAGCUAGAAUGAACACGUCUGAGCAGACUGUUAAUAGUUUUCCAUUUUGUUAUGCAUUCCUUGUAUAAAAAGAAGUCCAUACAAUCGGCAUUCCUUUGAAGAAAUUGAUUCCAACUCAUAUCAAUGAAAAUGUACCUAUAGCUAGCGUAAUCAUUGUAACCAAUGUAAAAAGUGUUUAAAGAGAUAAAUGUGCAAUUUGUUAUUUUUCGAAACAGUCAACCAAAGACGAUUUUAUGUUCAAAACGUCCCAUUGCCAUGGGAAACAUAUCAUGUACCAUAUUUAAACAACCAAAGAUAAUACCAAAUCCUUAUUAUGUUUUACUGACUUCAUUAUAUUAUAAUUUUAGGCCUGUUGAUUUUUCGACAUGUUAUUUUGAAAAAAUCAGAACGGCACUCUUGCACUCAUUGUUGUAAAUUUCCUCACCAGAUGUCUUCGUGAAUUUUUCAAGGUGUAAAUUGUAGAAGACAAAUUCCAGAUGUACCUUUCUACUUAUUGAUAUUAUGGAUGUUACUGUACCAGAGACAUUUUUCAGUUGUUCAUCUGAAUCUUCUUUCCAUAUUUGCUUAUGAAAUGGUGUAAAAUAAAUUUCUCUACAGUUA